Molecule: messenger RNA, 933 nt
Organism: Bombina bombina (fire-bellied toad)
Lineage: Eukaryota; Metazoa; Chordata; Amphibia; Anura; Bombinatoridae
Product: olfactory receptor 1009-like
Exons: 1
Coding region: 1-933 (310 amino acids)
Biological process (GO): G protein-coupled receptor signaling pathway
Cellular component (GO): membrane
Molecular function (GO): olfactory receptor activity; G protein-coupled receptor activity
Source: RefSeq, a predicted model, not a curated record
AUGGAGCAGACAAAUCUUACAGUUGUGAAGUAUUUCGUUAUUAAGGGAAUUUCAGAUGCACCCAAUAUGCAGACUCCAAUCUUCCUGCUUGUGCUGCUUCUAUAUCUUAUCAUUAUUAGUGGGAAUUCGACCAUUGUUCUACUCAUUUACACAGAUUCUAAGCUACAUACUCCAAUGUAUUUCUUUCUAGGGAACCUGUCUCUUCUUGACAUGUCUGCAUCUACUGUCGCUCUACAUAAGACACUUACCAACUUUAUAUCAAGUGAUAACUCCAUUUCAUUCCCAGCUUGUAUUGGUCAAUUUUAUUCUUUUGCGUCAUUGGCAGCUGAUCAAUUGUUGAUACUGGCUGCUAUGAGUUACGAUCGCUAUGUUGCCAUAUAUAAUCCUUUACGUUAUCAGAUCAUCAUGAAUUAUAGAGUCUGCACACUAUUGGCCUCAGUAUGUUGGCUGUUGGGUUUCAUAGAAUUCAUACCUUAUGUUAUCUUACUGACACGUGUGUCUUGUUAUCGAUCCAAUGUAAUCAACCACUUCUACUGUGACAUUGUGCCAAUUCUGAACAUAGCUUGCAGUGACAUUUCGGCUUUAAAGUCAUUAAUAUUCACAGAAGGAAUGUUUGCUACUAUAUUUUCUCCCUUUUUCCUAACAUUAAUCUCCUACAUUUUUAUCAUCAUCACUAUCUUGAGAAUCAAUUCCAAAACCGGACGACGUAAAGCUUUCUACACGUGCUCCUCACACCUUACGGUUGUCAUCAUUCUCUACACAACUCUUACUAUCCAAUAUCUUACACCAAAUGCCACUGACACUCUGGAUUCCAAUAAGCUUUUCUCUCUCUUGAACACAGCUACUGUGCCCAUUCUAAACCCAUUAAUAUACAGUUGGAAAAAUAAAGAUGUAAAGUCAGCACUGAGACGGAAAUUAAAAUGUGUCCUUUAA